UAAUUUCAUGUCUACAACGAACCAAGCGCACUCCUUGGACAAAGAAACCAGUGCUCUGCUUUGUCUCUGGUUCUUCCAUUUUCCUCCACAUCGAAGAAAAAUGGCUUCCAUCUCGGCGAGCACUCCGACUUCAUCAGUCGUCCGAGGCAGCCUCGGGCGUAGGAGUUCCAUUGGGGCCUCAUCAUCCCCUGUUCUUGGUAAGCUUUCCAAGUGGUUGCCGGCAAUGGAAAAGAGGGGACGUGUGAUGUGCUCGGCGGAGAAGAAGCCCUCCACACCCAACACCCGCUCAAAUGUGAGCAUGAAUGCAGCACUGAUGGCAGCUGCAACCAUGUCGAGCCCGGCCGCCUUGGCUCUGGUGGAUGAGAGAAUGAGCACAGAAGGAACUGGACUCCCCUUUGGCUUGAGCAACAACCUUCUUGGAUGGAUCCUUCUGGGCGUCUUUGCUCUCAUCUGGGCUCUCUACUUUGUUUACGCCUCCAGCCUUGAAGAGGAUGAGGAAUCGGGAUUGUCCCUCUAAACCCAUUUGGGGGGUGGAAGGUUGGUGGACCUUUCUUUGUAUGUUUGAUUGUGAAUCAUCCGUAUCUAUUAAUCAAAAUUGUGUAUUUAUUCCUAUUUCCUUCUAGCUAGUAUUUUUCUCUGCCUUUUCUUCUGUUAUAUAUGCCAUAAUUUCAUUAUUUUGAGAAUGGUCUAAACCCUACUUUGUGCAUUUGUUCUAUGCACAAUGAACCUUAAUACUCAGGUUACUGUCCUCAUAAAAGAAUUCAAGUUUGAUCAGA
This is a messenger RNA of Nelumbo nucifera (sacred lotus), 776 nucleotides long. RefSeq names its product photosystem II reaction center W protein, chloroplastic-like. The record is from RefSeq and is a predicted model, not a curated record. Gene Ontology annotation, biological process: photosynthesis; photosystem II stabilization. Gene Ontology annotation, cellular component: photosystem II; chloroplast; chloroplast thylakoid membrane. NCBI's taxonomy places the organism in Eukaryota, Viridiplantae, Streptophyta, Magnoliopsida, Proteales, Nelumbonaceae.